Molecule: messenger RNA, 1846 nt
Organism: Helianthus annuus (common sunflower)
Lineage: Eukaryota; Viridiplantae; Streptophyta; Magnoliopsida; Asterales; Asteraceae
Product: threonine synthase 1, chloroplastic
Exons: 3
Coding region: 186-1733 (515 amino acids)
Biological process (GO): L-cysteine biosynthetic process
Cellular component (GO): cytoplasm
Molecular function (GO): threonine synthase activity; pyridoxal phosphate binding
Source: RefSeq, a predicted model, not a curated record
UACAACAAUACAGACCCAUCACACAAAAACAGAACAAAGGCCUCCUCCUGCCUCCACCUUCAGCAACAUCAGAGUCAGAAUCAGCAGCGGCUGCCUGCGGCGCCUCCACCUUCCGACCGCCGACGCCGGCCGUCCUCCGCCUCCACCUUCUGAUCACCUCUGCUUUGAACUAGUAAGAUAACUUAAUGUCUUAUCAGCAGCAUCUGACUCUACAACACCACCCACUUGUUCAUCCUCUCCUCUUUCACACGUCAAACAUGGCUUACACUUACUCUCCGACCACCACCUUCUUCCCAAAACACCACCUCCGUUCCACCACCAUCAACUGCACCUCCUCCUCACCACCACCCACCACCGUCACCACCACCAACAACCGCCAACCAGUCCCUCUCCUCCCAUUCUCCGCCAAAUACGUCCCCUUUAACUCCAUCACCGACGAAUCCUACUCACUUGACGAAAUCAUCUACCGGAGUAGCUCCGGCGGCCUGUUGGAUGUUCAACAUGACAUGAAUGCUUUGAAACAGUUUGAUGGUAAGUACUGGCGCACGUUGUUUGACUCACGUGUCGGUCGAGCCACGUGGCCGUAUGGCUCCGGUGUAUGGUCGAAAAAAGAGUGGGUGUUGCCGGAAAUUGAUAACGAUGAUAUUAUAAGCUGCUUUGAAGGUAACUCGAAUCUGUUUUGGGCUGAACGCUAUGGAAAAGAGAAUCUCAGUGGAAUGAACGAUUUGUGGGUGAAACACUGUGGUAUAAGCCACACCGGCAGCUUCAAGGAUUUAGGUAUGACGGUUUUAGUCAGCCAAGUCAACCGUCUCCGUAAAAUGAACAAACCGUUGGUCGGAGUAGGUUGCGCUUCCACUGGUGACACAUCAGCCGCUCUCUCUGCCUACUGCGCCGCCGCGGGAAUCCCUUCAAUAGUGUUUUUACCCGCAAACAAGAUCUCAAUGGCGCAACUAGUUCAACCAAUAGCUAACGGAGCUUUUGUAUUAAGCAUGGAUACCGAUUUCGACGGAUGCAUGAAGCUAAUUCGAGAAAUCACGUCAGAAUUACCUAUUUAUUUAGCGAAUUCACUAAACAGUUUGCGGUUAGAAGGCCAGAAAACCGCUGCGAUCGAGAUAUUGCAGCAGUUCAAUUGGGAGGUACCGGAUUGGGUGAUAAUUCCAGGUGGAAAUUUAGGUAACAUUUACGCCUUUUACAAAGGUUUUAAAAUGUGCGAAGAGUUAGGGUUAGUCGAUCGAAUUCCACGCCUCGUUUGCGCUCAAGCCGCAAACGCGAAUCCGCUUUACUUAAAUUACAAAUCUGGUUGGAAGAAUUUUACGCCCGUGAAAGCGACCACUACAUUCGCUUCGGCUAUUCAAAUAGGAGACCCAGUGUCAAUAGACCGAGCUGUUUACGCUUUGAAAAACUCGGAUGGAAUAGUUGAGGAAGCGACUGAGGAGGAGUUGAUGGAUGAGAUGGCGGCUGCGGAUGCUACGGGGAUGUUUGUGUGUCCGCACACGGGUGUGGCGCUUGUGGCGUUGCGGAAGCUACGGGAGAGAGGGGUGAUUGGGAGAAGUGAUCGGACUGUGGUGGUGAGUACCGCGCAUGGGUUGAAGUUUAGUCAGGCUAAGAUCGAUUAUCAUUCGAAGGCGAUUGAAGGGAUGGGGUGCAAGUUUGCGAAUCCGCCAGUGGAGGUGAAGGCGGAGUACAGUGCUGUUAUGGAUGUGCUUACCAAGUAUCUUAGUAAGGUUUCUUAGUGGUCACUGUGAUUCAAUUCAAUGUUGUUAAAGUUGUGAUCAUGGUAUGUGUAAAAAAUAAAAUAACAUAUUUUUUUAAACCGAGAUCGUCAACAAUUCUUAAAAUCUGUAAA